Molecule: messenger RNA, 1461 nt
Organism: Saccharomyces mikatae IFO 1815
Lineage: Eukaryota; Fungi; Ascomycota; Saccharomycetes; Saccharomycetales; Saccharomycetaceae
Gene: COX15
Product: Cox15p
Exons: 1
Coding region: 1-1461 (486 amino acids)
Biological process (GO): heme A biosynthetic process
Cellular component (GO): mitochondrial inner membrane
Molecular function (GO): oxidoreductase activity, acting on NAD(P)H, heme protein as acceptor
Source: RefSeq, a predicted model, not a curated record
AUGCUUUUCAGAAACUUAGAAGUGGGCAGACAGGCGGCCAAGCUACUAACAAGGACCUCGAGCCGUUUGACUUGGCAAAGCGUCACAGCCUCAAGGAACAUUUCUUUUAUUAGUCAACAAAUUAGGAAGGUUCCAUCACAUAGUUUUAAGACAUGUAUGAGUAACCGUGCAUUUUCGCUUUCUUCCCCCGUUUUAAGACCACAUGUUGCUUCAGCCUCGAACCCUAUUGAGUCACGUUUGAAAACGUCGAAGAACGUUGCUUACUGGUUAAUCGGUACUUCUGGAUUGGUAUUUGGUAUUGUUGUUCUGGGUGGAUUGACUAGACUAACAGAAUCUGGGUUGAGUAUUACUGAAUGGAAGCCUGUUACCGGUACUCUACCCCCAAUGAACCAAAAGGAAUGGGAAGAAGAAUUUAUCAAGUAUAAAGAAUCACCAGAAUUCAAAUUAUUGAAUUCCCACAUUGAUUUAGAUGAAUUUAAGUUUAUUUUUUUUAUGGAAUGGAUCCAUAGACUGUGGGGUCGUGCCAUCGGUGUAGUUUUCAUAUUGCCUGCAGUAUACUUUGCCGUGUCCAAAAAAACGUCAGGCCAUGUCAAUAAGAGGUUGUUUGGUUUAGCAGGCUUAUUGGGUCUACAAGGAUUUGUAGGGUGGUGGAUGGUGAAGUCUGGUCUCGAUCAAGAACAACUGGAUGCAAGAAAAUCAAAGCCAACCGUUUCUCAAUAUAGGCUGACUACGCAUUUGGGUACCGCUUUUUUCUUAUACAUGGGUAUGCUUUGGACUGGUCUAGAGAUAUUGAGGGAAUGUAAAUGGAUGAAGAACCCUGUUCAAGCCAUAAACCUCUUUAAAAAGUUGGAAAGUUCUGCAAUUGGACCAAUGAGAAAAAUCUCUUUAGCCUUGUUGGCGGUUUCCUUCCUAACUGCUAUGAGUGGGGGUAUGGUUGCCGGUCUAGAUGCCGGCUGGAUCUACAAUACUUGGCCAAAAAUGGGUGAAAGUUGGUUCCCAAGUUCUCGUGAAUUGAUGGAUGAAAAUUUUUCUAGAAGGGAGGACAAGAAAGAUUUAUGGUGGAGAAAUUUACUAGAGAACCCUGUCACAGUUCAGUUGGUUCAUAGAACAUGUGCGUAUGUUGCUUUUACAUCAGUUUUAGCUGCACAUAUGUACGCUAUCAAAAAGAAGGCUAUCAUUCCAAAGAACGCAAUGACAUCUUUGCAUGUUAUGAUGGGUGUCGUAACUUUACAAGCCACUCUUGGUAUUUUAACUAUAUUGUAUCUGGUCCCAAUAUCAUUAGCAUCUAUCCAUCAAGCUGGUGCUUUGGCGUUACUAACAAGUUCUUUAGUUUUUGCCUCCCAAUUACGCAAACCAAGAGCCCCAAUGAGAAACAUGAUCAUUACUCUGCCACAUACAAGUAAAGUAACUAGCGGAAAAAUUUUAAGCGAAGCCUCUAAAUUUGCCUCCAAACCAUUGUAA